AUGACGAUGCAGGCGCGCGACCCGACGGAGGUGCUGACGACUGAAAACAAGGAGAACUCGGCGGCCGGCAGCAACCAGACGUCGGCCACAAUGCGGGCCAAACUGCGCAACAGUAGCGAUGCGUCGCGCCGCGUAUACGACAGCGACCGGUUCAAACUCGUACAGAGUCGUCGAGGCAGCGGGGCGUCUAGCCCUGGCCACGCGCUGCAGACCAGUAACCAAGACGAGAAUGUAGAAAUGGAUAGGUUAGUUGAUGCAGUGCCACCGCCCGCUCCGGCCGCGCAGAAGAAGAAGAAGGAGCCCACACCACAACCGGUAGUGCCGGACCAGAUCCUCGAGGCGUAUUUGGACACGAAGGGCUACGUCAAGACACGUACAUAUAUCAAGGGCAAGUUCCUGGGCAAGGGAGGUUUUGCUCGAUGUUACGAGGUAAAAUGCGACCAAACGGGCAAGAUUUACGCGGGCAAAGUGGUGGCCAAAAGUUCACUGGUGAAACCUAAGGCCAAACAGAAAUUUACGUCGGAGAUCAAGAUUCACAAGUCGCUGCAUCACCCGCAAGUUGUUCAGUUCGAGCAUUUCUUUGAGGACUCGGACAACGCGUACAUCCUGCUCGAGUUAUGUCGGAACCAGUCCAUGUCGGACUUGAUGCGGAGGAGGAAAAGGUUGUCCGAGAGUGAGGUGAGAUUUUACAUGAGGCAGCUAGUGGACGGCCUGGCGUAUCUGCACAAGAAUCUAGUGAUCCACCGCGACCUGAAGCUAGGAAAUCUGUUCCUCACGUCGGAUAUGCGACUGAAAAUCGGAGAUUUUGGACUCGCCACCAGGCUGGAUAAUCCAGAAGACCGCAAGCGCACAAUGUGCGGCACACCCAACUAUAUCGCGCCUGAAAUUUUGAGUGGACAGCGUGGCGACGGACACAGCUUUGAAGUCGAUAUUUGGUCCACGGGUGUGGUUAUGUACACUUUAUUGGUCGGCCGACCUCCUUUCGAGACAGAUGACGUCAAAGCCACGUACAAGCGCAUCCGUGCGAACCAGUACGAGUUUCCUGACACGGUCCACGUUUCUCGCUCGGCCCAGUCGCUUAUCCGCGGUAUCUUACGCAGCGAUCCAGGCGCACGACCAUCGUUAGAGCAGAUUUUAAAGCACCCGUUCUUGGCCGACGAGUUCGUGCCCACGGCGCUGCCUAGGACCGCGUUAAUGGUCACUCCACCAUCGUGUAAACCUCCGUCGUUCGCUAGUCGACACAGUGACAGCGAGCGCUUUGUGAGGUCAACUGGAGUAAAAGUCCCGCCGCCACGGGCAGCCUCAAAGAGGUAUCCUCUGAAGACGCGAGACGACAACCAACGAGCUUCUGACCCGGGCACAUCACCUGCGUUGGCACAAUCUCUACCCCCUGCAUAUAAACGUGACGGCUCUGGAAGAACAUCAGGCAGUUCUAGUUCCAAUCGAAGGACAGAGAGAUCGACAGCAGUGGAGACGUCACAGACCGUCCUGGAAGCCGCGUACAAGUCGUUGUCUCGGUUCUUUUACCUUCAAGAACACAGUCGCGACGGGAGAUUGAGCGCGUCGUCUUCUGCUGCGAGUAUCGUCGCCGAAGCUCAAAAGCUAAAACAGAUUCGCGACGAGGCUGCGGAGAUGCAGCCGCUUGUUGCUGCCAGUCUGUGGAUCUCUCAAUGGGUCGACUACACGACCAAGUACGGCAUCGGCUACAUGCUCUCGAAUGGCGGAUCGGGAGUGUACUUUAACGAUUCCACCAAGAUGAUCUCGUCAGCUGAUGGGAAAGUUUUCGAGUACAUUGAGCGUCAGAGCAGCCAGACUUCAGGACCAGAAGCGCACGCUCGCUACACGGUGGAGAACUAUGACCCGGUACUCAGCAAGAAGGUGACUCUUCUUGGCCACUUUAAAGGCUAUUUAGUGGACGCCCGAGCGGAGAAUGACGAGGCGGAUACUCUAGAAAGUCAACUCGCUCGCUCGUUCGUGCUCUCGUCUCGAGAGGUUAACACGGACACUAGUAGUGACGACGGAGCGAGCCAGUCGAUGGUGUUCGUUAAGAAGUGGGUCAAGACUCGUCAUGCGGUGCUGUUCCAGCUCUCGAACGGGACGAUUCAGUUCAAUUUCUUCGACAAGUCGAAGCUUAUGUUAUCCUCCAACGCCCGCGUUGCCACGUAUCUGAACCGUGAGGGCGACUUGACCGUCUUCUCGUCAUCAAUGGCAAUCCUCACGUCGGAGCGACCCGAUCUGGCCAAACGCUUGCGCUAUGCGAAGGACAUGCUGCAGCAAAUGGUGCGACCACCGGAACACAAGUAA
Phytophthora infestans T30-4 is the source of this 2304-nucleotide messenger RNA. Its product is annotated as protein kinase, putative. Gene Ontology annotation, cellular component: centrosome; spindle pole; cytoplasm. Gene Ontology annotation, molecular function: ATP binding; protein kinase activity; protein binding. The transcript has 3 exons. Gene Ontology annotation, biological process: regulation of cytokinesis; mitotic cell cycle; protein phosphorylation. Bases 1 to 2304 code for a protein of 767 amino acids. The record is from RefSeq and is a predicted model, not a curated record. Lineage: Eukaryota; Oomycota; Peronosporomycetes; Peronosporales; Peronosporaceae.